AGAUUGUAAGUUUUUUGGGUGAAAAGUAUAAGCUUCUCAGAGACAUGGCCAAGGUGAGGACAGCUGAAACACAACAUCACUGGACAAGACUAGGCCAAGGAAAUGUUCCGGCUUAGCUGACAUAUUUAUGGACUUGGGUUUAAGUCAGAGAACAAACCCUUUAUUACAAUGGAAAAGGAACAAUUUGUGGUUUUGGAAAGACUAAAAGACUUUAAGACGCUUCACUGGAAAUCUUGACUCGACUCUGAUUGAAGAACAAGUUUGAUGGAUGGAUUUUCAUGUCUUGACGCACCUUGAUGGAUCCUAUGGACUUAUUGUGAGGUUCUCCGUCACCAUGUCCAUCCGUACCCUCUUCCACUUCUGUAUUCUUCUCUUCUUCAUUUUCCUUUCAUACCAAAUUUACCAAAUCACCCAGGUUUCCAGGUCCUCAAAGUCCUAUGAUACGGAGAAGAUGCCGGUCCACGUUCUCAUCUUAUCGUCAUGGCGUUCGGGCUCCUCAUUCAUGGGGCAGAUCUUCAACCACCACCCUGAUGUCUUUUAUCUCUUUGAACCUGGACAUCCUGUCUGGAAGAGAUUUGGAAGUUUAGGGGUUGGCGCCAAUUUACUUCACUACCCAGUAAGAGACCUCAUCCGCUCACUGUUCACCUGUGAUGUUACACCGCUACAACAGUAUGUCUUUGGCAAUGGCUGCUACAUCUCCAGCAUGUCCUUCUUUGCAGAGAGUCGCGCUUUGUGUUCGCCGCCAUCUUGCUCACGCCCCAUGUUACCCGAGGGCUAUAAUCGCACGAUAUGUUACCAAUACUGUAGGAACAGCACUUUUGAAAACAUGGCAAAGACAUGUGACACUUACAAUCACAGGGUUAUGAAAACUGUUCGGAUUCUGGACUUUUCGGUCCUCCGUCCACUUUUUUGGGACCCUGCGCUAGAUCUUCGGAUCAUUCACCUGGUGAGAGACCCCAGGGCAAUAGCGUCAUCGAGGAGAUACUUCAGCCUUUCUGCUGAUGAUAAGGUUGUUCUGAAGGAACAUGACAAGACCAUAAAUGCUCCAGUGUUGGCCAAGAUCUGCAAAGCUCAGGCAAAUAUAAACAGAAUGGCCAAGGCGGAAGGGCAUCACUUGGAUGGGCGAUACAUGCUCCUGCGCCACGAGGAUUUAUCCAGAGAGCCCAUUGUGAAUGUCAGAAAAAUAUUCCAGUUCUCUGGCCUUAAAAUGACCACAAACUUUGAAAGCUGGAUCUAUAACAUCACUCACAUUGAUGAAAGCGACCGGAUAUUCAUACCGUUCUCUAAACAGUCUUCAAAAGUCAUUCAAAAAUGGAGGAAGACCAUGGACUUUAACAAGGUUAAGGAGAUCGAAGAAUACUGCAAGGAAGCCAUGGAUCUGUUUGGUUACCUACCAGUGAGUUCAGAAGGGGAUCAGAAGAACAUGAACAUCGACUUUGUUUUAUGACCCAGGAUAAUGGACAACGCAAGGGAAGCGA
Messenger RNA from Hyla sarda, 1478 nucleotides. Its product is annotated as carbohydrate sulfotransferase 6-like. Gene Ontology annotation, molecular function: N-acetylglucosamine 6-O-sulfotransferase activity. The record is from RefSeq and is a predicted model, not a curated record. Gene Ontology annotation, biological process: sulfur compound metabolic process; N-acetylglucosamine metabolic process. The transcript has 4 exons. Lineage: Eukaryota; Metazoa; Chordata; Amphibia; Anura; Hylidae. Bases 269 to 1447 code for a protein of 392 amino acids.